Molecule: messenger RNA, 2655 nt
Organism: Vigna umbellata (rice bean)
Lineage: Eukaryota; Viridiplantae; Streptophyta; Magnoliopsida; Fabales; Fabaceae
Source: RefSeq, a predicted model, not a curated record
GGAGAUAAGGGGUUGUAGAGAGGGUCCUCUCUUUCAGAUUUUGCUCCAAAAUCAGAACAACCAAACCUUCCAUCUGAUUUGCAGAGAGUUUUCUCCAGGGACCAACCAGAGACAACCAAGGACACUGUAGAGAGAGAAAGUGGUUCUUUCUGUGAGUAACAUGCAAUAGAUAUAUUAUGUAUAUAUAUAGAGAGAGAAAAAGAGUUGAAGAUUGUUGUUCAAUUUGAAAAUUGCCAUCAAGUACCCUUUUUUUCUGUUCUUAUUUUUGGUUGGUUUUGGUACCUAUCCAACCCUGGAAAUAAAAAAGUGGUUUUUGGGGAUUUGUCUUGGUGAUUGGUUGAACGAUAUUUCGAUCUGAAGAAACUUGUGUGACGGGUGUUGAUUAGAUGGGCCUUGCUUGCUGUGAUGGGUGUUUAAAUUUGUGCAAAGAAGUAAAAGGGGCAAAAAUUAGGAACUUGUGAAUUGAAUUGGAUUUCAUCAAUUCUGUUUGAACAGGCUCUUGAUUUUGCUGUGGUGGAUUGAAGAGUGAAGGGCGUUCCUUUCUCUGUGGUGGAGACAUGUUGGACGGUCGUUCGUGCGUUGUUCCGAGGUUGUUUUCCAGCACUUGCCAGGCAGAGAACGACUGGUCUUACAUGAAGUGCUUGCUGGAGUUGGACAUCAAGAAUGGAAAGCGCCCUAUGGAGAUUGAUGAUGUUGAGGAUGAGCCCCAGCAGCCGAGGAAGUGUACCAGGAAGUUGGAUUCUUACAAUAGAGUUGAAAUGGCUCGAAUUUCCCUUCAAAGGCAAUCUAUUGAGGCCAAUGAUUCCGUUGUUUCCCAGAUGGAUCAGGAGGCCACUGAGCCAUUGAACGUUUGUGAAGUAGUUGUCGGAGAAGAUGGAGCUUUGACCGACCGGCUAUUUGGUGAGCAAGAACAGGAGGGUGAUGGUGAUUUGAUGGAUGUUGGUGACCAUCAAUCCGAUGAACAGCAGCAGGCUAAGCCUGGGGAUUUAUCAGAUUUUGGUGCCAGGCUAUCUGAAUAUCGGUUGGAGGAUGAUGAGAAUCUAAUGAAUUCAAGUGAACAGCAAUCUGAGCAGCAACAGCAGCAGCAUGGUGGGGAUUCUUCAGACUCUGGUUCUCUCUUGCCACGCAUGAACCGUGAUAGCUCAAUAGCCUGUCUCAGCCGGUGUUCAAGGUCAGACUACGGUUCUCUAGCCUCGUUGACUAGGAGCUUCCGGAACAUAAUCCGAAGUGGUGAACUCUAUCAAUGGAGGAGACUAAAUGGUAUUAUGGAGCACUGGAUUUAUUUUUCCUGCGCCCUCCUGGAAUGGGAGGCCUAUGAUCCAAUCCGUCAGAGGUGGAUGCAUUUGCCAAGGAUGGCUUCUAAUGAAUGCUUUAUGUGUUCAGACAAGGAAUCUUUAGCUGUAGGAACUGAGCUACUUGUGUUUGGGAGGGAGCUAAGAUCUCAUGUGAUUUACAGAUACAGUCUGUUGACAAACUCAUGGACAUCUGGAAUGAGGAUGAAUGCUCCAAGAUGCUUGUUUGGCUCAGCAAGCCUUGGAGAGAUUGCAAUAUUAGCUGGUGGGUGUGAUUCAGAGGGACACAUCCUGGACUCUGCUGAAUUAUACAAUUCUGAGACUCAAACAUGGGAAACACUGCCAAGUAUGAAGAAACCAAGGAAGAUGUGUUCUGGGGUGUUUAUGGAUGGAAAGUUUUUUGUUAUAGGGGGGAUUGGGGGGAGUGAUUCUAAGGUCCUAACAUGUGGAGAGGAGUACAAUAUUCAGAGCAGGACAUGGACAGAGAUUCCUAACAUGUCCCCAGGAAGAAGUAGUAGGGGUCCUGAGAUGCCUGCAACAGCUGAGGCACCACCUCUGGUUGCAGUUGUAAAUGAUGAACUAUAUGCUGCUGAUUACGCUGACAUGGAGGUUAAGAAGUAUGACAAGGAAGAAAAAGUGUGGAUUACCAUUGGGAGACUGCCAGAACGUGCAGUGUCGAUGAAUGGUUGGGGUCUUGCAUUUAGGGCAUGUGGAGAUAAGCUUAUUGUGAUUGGUGGACCUAGGACUCAUGGUGAGGGUUUUAUUGAGCUCAAUUCAUGGGUGCCUAGUGCAGGGCCUCCACAGUGGGAUCUACUUGCUAGGAAACGUUCUGGCAACUUUGUUUAUAAUUGUGCUGUGAUGGGAUGUUGAAGCAUUGAAUUUUCAAACAUACAAAUUUUGAUGCUUCAUGUCCAAGGAGUUGCACAAACAUUGAUUCGUCCAUUGACACAGGAUUCUUGCUAAUUGGUACAUUGCCCUCCCUUAUUUCUUUCUAUGAUAUUUUUCUUUGAAAGGUUGGGGAUGAUGGGGACAACAUUCAGAUAUUACUCAAGAUUAGCUGAAAAGUUUUAUGGGGAGGAGCUAUUCAGUCUUUUUUUUUUUCUUUUUUUUUAUGUUUAAAAUUUCAACCACUAUUUUGUUACAUUGAAAUUGGCAUCUUCCCCCAUUUCCAUUGACAUGUGAUUUUUCGAACUUUGGUAUCAUGUAGCAAAGGAAUAGAUUAAAUAAUUUAAGUUCUACACAAACUUAGGUUACUGGUGUUGUUUGUUUAAGUGCUUCUGAGAACACAACUAGAUACUUGAUUUUCUUGAUCAUAAAUUUCCUAGCUUGAAGGAAUGAAUAACUUUCUGAGAGUUUUUUUUUU